UUGGUUUCUGUUUAUUCUCUUCAGUGACUCUAAGAUAUGUAUGUGUCUGCUUGGAUACUCGAAUCAAGUCAUAUUUGCCAAAACACCACCCAAAACUCGAUCUGUGGAUGUUUCAUUUAGUUGAAGGAUCGAUAAUUUGCGUUUUAUUGGUUUCUGUUUAUUCUCUUCAGUGACUCUAAGAUAUGUAUGUGUCUGCUUGGAUACUCGAAUCAAGUCAUAUUUGCCAAAACACCACCCAAAACUCGAUCUGUGGACGUUUCGUUAGUUGAAGGAGUGAUACGUUACGCUUGUUUGAACACUACCUUCAAUGUACAGCCUUUCGUAAAUUGUGAUUAUGUCCAAAGCGAUCGCAUUCAAUUUAUUUACGGAAUAAGAUUUUGAAAACAAAAUAAAAUGGGAUGGUUUGUUUGAUAUGUUCUGACAUGUAUGACAAGACGGCAAAUGUGACAAAACAACACUGAAUGGUUUUAUAAACAAUGAUGAUUCAACAAAAAGGUGGAAUACACGUAAACCAAACACUGCGGCUUAUACUAAUGUUGUGUUGUAGUCGCAACAAUAAUUCGUUAUAACUGGAGUUCGUUAUAACCGGAGUUCGUCAUAACCAGAGUUCGUUAUUUCAGGAUUCUAAUACUCCGCGUUAUUUUGGAUACAACAUUCUGCAUGCCAAUGUUUUCUCAUUAUCAGAAAUCUCUUAAAUAUUCUACAAUUUCCCCCCCCCCCACAUUUUUCUUCUUAGGAGUUACUCAAAACAUAUUACCAGAGUUGUAAAUUGUUUUCUUGGAUAUACAUUAUUAUGUAUCUGUUGCCAUGGUAACAAAGUUGUACUAUUUUAGAUAAAUCUUCUAACAAACUGGAUUUUGUUUUUCAAAGGAAACCCUGUGGUCAAAGUAACUUAGUGUCUCCACUUUGGUUUUGGAUUAAAAAAAAACAACCCCAAAACCCCAAAACAACAAAACAACAAUGGCAAAGAAUUACCACAAAACUGUCAUCAUAGUAACUAAGUGACGACGAAUACCAUGGCAACCCGAAUUUUACCGAAUAUUCGUCGCGAGCCGACGAUACAGAUGAAGAACCGGUUUCUUUUCGACAUCUACCGGAGGGAAGGAGAGCAAUUCUUCUUCGAGAAUAAGUACAAGGAAGCCAUUGACAGCUAUAAUGCGGCCUUGGAGAUCGACCCAGGCAGCAAGGUUGCGCUGAUGGCGAGGUCGCGGUGUUACUUCGAGAUGGGACUGGUGCAGCGAUCUCUCGUCGACUGCGAGGCCGUCCUAGCUAUGGAGAACACGUACCCCGAUGCAGUGUAUCAGAAAGCUGAGAUCUAUUAUGCACUUGAGAACUACGAGAUGGCGCUGCUGUUUUACCACAGGGGACACAAACUGGGUUACAGAGGAUUCCAGGAGGGGAUCGACCGCUGUAAGGAGCGGGUCAAGCACAACGAAUCAGGCCGCACCAUGAAGCUCACACCAGCCGGGGAUCUUACUAUAUACGUACACAAGAAGAUGCGAAAACUGAGUUCCACGCCACGUGAAGAAAAUAAACAAAAAUUUGGACGAUCGGGGAAAACAAGAAGCCUGUUCCGAGACCCCAGCGUGGUCAGCUAUAAACUGAACUUAUCUCCAAAUCCAUUGGUCCGUCUAGACAAAAAGGAGCGGGCGAGAGCGAGGUCAUACAAACUGGCCAAUCGGCAAGCUCCGUCACACCGAACUGCAGCCAAUCAACGCUCCUAUUCGGACCGCCCCGUGAAUUACAGAAAUGAAACCUCAAACGAAACCAGAGACAAAGAUGAAGUAAUUCAUAGUGAUAGGUCAGGGGUUAAGGAAGGUCAAGGUUACUAUAGCCCAGAUGAGGGAAAAACCAAUGCGGAAUCAAUUAGGGAAACUCUACGGCGAUAA
Molecule: messenger RNA, 1889 nt
Organism: Gigantopelta aegis
Lineage: Eukaryota; Metazoa; Mollusca; Gastropoda; Neomphalida; Peltospiridae
Product: outer dynein arm-docking complex subunit 4-like
Exons: 5
Coding region: 1017-1889 (290 amino acids)
Cellular component (GO): cytoplasm
Molecular function (GO): protein binding
Source: RefSeq, a predicted model, not a curated record